Labrus mixtus (cuckoo wrasse) is the source of this 3597-nucleotide messenger RNA. RefSeq names its product protein FAM13A-like. The transcript has 21 exons. The coding region runs from base 143 to 3133 and encodes 996 amino acids. The record is from RefSeq and is a predicted model, not a curated record. Lineage: Eukaryota; Metazoa; Chordata; Actinopteri; Labriformes; Labridae. Gene Ontology annotation, biological process: signal transduction.
AUUGAAAUGGUGGUUUUUUUUCCAGGUCGUGUGUCGGACUUUCCGAUAGUUUCUGAGAGAGGCUCAUCAUCAUGGGGAAGAGAGAAAAAUACGCUUAAAAGUUAAAAAUGGAGAGAGCCUCCUCGGUCCUCUGAGCUGAAACAUGGGAGCAAGUGCCUCGCUCUGUAGUGACCCAUCUUCAGUGAGAAUCCUGAGGCCCAGUGCUAAGGUCGGCCCGGAGCCGGCUGUUCCUGCUGAACUCGCGGCCAGGUGUGUGUUUGGUGUUGCCUUGGAAACACUAAGUCAGGAAGGGCAGAUGGUCUCCGGAAUACCUUUUGUGUUAAGAGACAUGGUCGAGUUCCUGGAUAAGAAUGGCAUGCACCAUAGAGGUCUGUUCCGUCUAUGUGGCUCAGCGGUGCGUACCAGGCAGAUAAGGCAGCUGUGGGACCGGGGAGAGAGGGUGGACCUGGAGCAGGAGCAAGAUGUCCCCACUGUGGCCUCACUCCUGAAGCUCUUCUUUAGGGAGCUGCCGACCCCAAUAGUUCCAGAACCAAAGUGCAAACAACUGGUUCAGACACUCACAGGUUAUGCAGAUGCAGAAGAUAUGAACCAGUUCCUGAGAGAAAGUCUGUACCACCUCCCAGAUUACCACCUCAUUGUUUUAUCUUACCUCAUCCACUUCUUGUCCAGAGUGGCCGCUCACAGCAAGUCAAAUCACAUGCCUGUGGAAAAUCUGGCAACCAUUUUUGGACCUAGUAUAUUCCAUGUUCCUGCAGGGCCCAGGAUGCUGGAGGAGCAGAAUGUCUGUAAUGCUCUAUUGCUUCAUCUUCUGAGGCAUCAGGAGAUUCUCCUUCCAGUCCCAGGCCAGGACAUAGUAGCCUCCUCCAUCACCUCCUCGUCACCUCCUCCUCCUAGUCUCUCUGCCCUUUCGCACUUUGAGGUCCGACCCAGCAGCUGCCACUCAGAAACGAGUAGUCUGGGGAGGUUGGAAGAAGAAACCGCUUCAGUCUCAGCAGCCAACACUUUUAACGAAACCGGAAUUCAACCUCCACUGAAGAGUCCUGACACACUGGCAGAUGCUUGUGAAACCAGCUCUGACGUCAGCGCUGACAUUCAGAAGCUGAUUCCAGACCAGGAGGCUGCGGUGGAGAGUGGAGAAAGUAAGGUUACAGGCUGUGUCCUCAGCGGGCCAGGGCAACACAUGCAGCAGAGUACACCAUCCCAAAACAUUCAGGGAGAGCUACAGGAGAUGAAUCGUACCACACAAGGAUCCUUCUCACAGUGCAAGAUGCCACAAAUCUCGUCCAAACCAAAGGAGGAAAAGAAAGAAGAAAUAGAUGAGUUGGAGGAUGCCUCAACAGAUGCAGGGCAGACAUCAACGUCCCCAGACUGCUGCAUCCUAGCGAAUGAAUCACAAUGCAAAAACCAAGCUCAGAGGGAGCACACAGAGAGAAUAUUGUUUUACAGCAUGUUGUGCUGUGGGGAGAACAGAGCAGAAGAGAAAUCCACUGUUUCUGAAUCCAAGGGCAGAAGCGGAGGAGGAGAAAGAGGAGGAUGCAGCGGUUCGCCUGACAGACACAUUGAUUGCAGAGGCAUGAACACCAGUCGUGACAGCCCUUCCCUCAAGUUAAAAGCUCUGGAGGCUGACCUGGGAGCCCUGUCACCACCAGCAGACCCCCAAGCUGAGGAUUACCCACCUGCCCAGGACCAGCCUCUUUCUACUGAAGAGCGGAGCCUGUGUUUGACCGACAAGCUGCUACUCCAUCAGCCACCAUCGCCUCCACCUCGGGAACAACACGCCGUUGACUCAUCACAGCCUGCACAAAGCCCAUCACCUCAAUCAUCGGAGUCUGGUUCUGUGCUCUCCACUGCCGUUCAUUCUGAGGGGAUCCCAGACAACGGCACAUCGACGAGCACACUGGGAUCAAACACCAGCCCACUACUCACCCGUUUUACAACAACCGACUGCCCUGUUCCCUCUCCACGCUGCCACAACCUCAGUCACAGUCUGCGCUACAACCUAGACCCUGAUACUGCCCCUUCUCCACCGUGUUCACAGCACAAACGCAUGGCUCGCAGGGGUGUCCAAACAGAGCCGGAGGAGGGUUCUAUGUCGAUCUCAGUGCUCAACCGACACAUUCACACCCUGAGGAAGAGGAUCAGGCGUUUUGAGGAGCAAUUUGAACAAGAGAAGCACUACAAGCCGGCCCACAAUGACAAGACAGCUCAUCCUGAGGUGGCCAGGCUGAUGAAGGAGCUCAUCAAGAGUCGCAAGCAGCUUAAAGAGCUAAAGCUGAGACAAUCGGAAGGAGGGGACCUGAGAGGGCAGGGAGGCUUUAACCCAUCAGCUGAAACGGGUAGGACCAACAUAGACCACAAGGAGGCAGCACUCACAGGCACUGAGCUGCAGCAACUUAACAACAACACUAACACCAAGCCAAACGUGGAGGAAACAGUCAACACCAUAACCAACAGAAUGAAGGAAAGACGACAAGAGCUUGGCCUGCCUGACAGCAUUAAGGAGAUGUAUCAUUUCCAGAUGAGUUUGGAGAAGACCAGCCUGCAGAAGUGUUUGCUCUACUUUGAGAGUCUGCAUGGACGACCAAGCACCAAGCAGGAGCGGAAUCUGAUGAAACCUUUCUAUGAUAGAUACCGCCUUCUCAAGCAGCUGCUGUUUUCCUCUGCUCCUGCAAAAGUCAUAACCACCAUUGAGGAAGAGGAGGGCUCAGAUGAAGAGCACCCCAAACAGCGAAGCCCCAAACAGCAGCCACUCUGGCUGAAAUCUCCCAGGUCCCUGUCUUCAGAUGAGUUGCUGCAAGUUCCCUCCCUAGAAACGCCUGAAACACCUCUGGUGUCCCCGCUGGAGGAGGUAAAAGGUCUCCAGCCACAGUUAAUCACCAUGGCAACACUACAUGAAGCUCCCAGACCAGAAUUACUGGAUCACCUCAGGACGACUCGAUUAGAGAAGAAGAGGCUUCACCAUGUGCUAAGAGAGUUUGAGGACCACUUUUACAUGCAGACUGGCAGGGCUUGUCAGAAGGAGGACCGUGGCCCGAUGGCGGAGGAGUACUGCCAGUACAAGAACCUCAAAGCGAAGCUCCGGCUACUGGAGGCCCUGCUCAGUAAACAACAGAACUCAACUAAGACCAGUUGAGUUUUCUCACAGUGGGACUUUUCUCCAACUUAACAGCACUCAAUCUUUUCUGAGAAAAUCAGGAUAUGAACCUUCAGGUCUGGUCUUGUUACAUGCCAUGCUCAUUAUGUUGAUGCACUUUAGAUGAAGAAAACAAAUGGAAAUCGGUGACAAUCUGAGUUAAAUGCUUAAAAACUAUUUUUUUUUAAGUCCCUUAAACACAUCCCUUGUCAUUCAUGAAGCAUCUUAAUAUAAACCUGAUGUAGAAAGUGUAUUUUAUGUAGCACUUGUAUAUGUCACAGAUGAAGAGCUGCAUUAUUAUGAUGUUAGUGAGAGUUAUUUUAAGAUCACUGUAUGUAUUUUACGGCACUUUAAUACUUCCUUUUUUUCUGUGCCAAAAUAUUACUUUUAGACAACAUUGUCUAUAGUUGAUGUGGAUACUGCAGUUUUUAAAAGUGCUGUCUUGGCAACAAAAAAAAAAAGAA